AUGGCUCGUUCGGAUGAUGUGUACACUGAUGUCCCGGGAACUGUAUACCUGGUCGAUGCAUCCGCAUCUUUAACGGGUGCUGCCCAUGCAGGGCAGGAUAUUCUUCUGAUCCCACAGCCUUCAUCCUCCCCUGCUGAUCCUCUGAAUUGGUCUAGAAGCAAGAAAUACUGGUCUCUAUUUCUUAUCUCUGCCUAUGCGUGCGUUAACUCCUUUGGCGAAAACAAUUGGGGUGCAGCAUGGACAACCAUAUCCAAGGAGACUGGAGUUACGCUGGAGAACAUGAACGGGGGCUCUGCCCUCAACUACCUCCUGCUUGGAUUCUUCAAUGUGAUCUGGAUCCCCACAGCAAUGAAGCUUGGACGAAAGAUUGUUUAUAUUCUGAGUUUACUCUUCGUUCUCGGCAGCGGUAUUUGGGGUGCGUUCUUCGAAGGCACAGCCCAAUACUACGCUAUGCUUGCUAUUGGUGGCAUCGGAACGGCCGCAUAUCAAGCCCUUAUUCAAUUAACGAUCUUUGAUCUUUUCUUUUCACACGAGCGCGGUAGGAUGGUGGCCAUCUAUAUUUUCUUCCAGCAGCUGGGUUCUAUCUUGGGCCUGAUUCUGGGAGGGUACAUCACCGAUGGUAUCGGCUGGAGAUGGAGCCAGCCUAUUGUUGCGAUUGCAUGCGGUAUCUUGAUCUUGCUAUUUAUCUUCACUUUCGACGAUACAAUGUUCCCGAGAUACCGAUUCGGGAACAGCAGCCCUUCAGCUGCGAAGACUGAGACCUUGACCACACAGGAUGACGCACAAAUCACCUCUGAGAAGGAUCAGAAGCUGGAACCGUCUACAUCUGUCGCUGUAAGCCAUGGCGCUGGUGAAGUCGACAUUCCCCCUCGGACCUAUCGCCAGAAAGUCGCCCUGAUCCACUACCUCGAAGAUGACCAGACGACUUGGUAUCAGUACUUCCGUCGCCCGUUUUUCCUCUUUGCGUUUCCGAACAUCGUGCUGGCCGGCAUUCAAUUCGCAUUUGGCUGUACAGCCGGCAUCAUCUCUUUCAACACCAUCUCGGAGAUCAUGACGGAGCCACCAUACAACUGGAGUGCAGGCUCAGUAGGCCUACUAUUCCUAGCAGCUCUCGUCGGUAACUUCAUCGGCAUGGGCAUCGGAUCCUUCUCAGACUGGAUCGUGCUCUUCCUAGCCCGUCGGAACAAAGGCUACAAAGAGCCCGAGAUGCGUCUCUGGGCCUACGUCCUUCCAAUUAUUCUCGCUGCUAUCGGCUACUUCACCUACGGCUGGGGCGCCACAGCCGGUGACCACUGGAUCUCGAUCGCCGUCGGGCUCUGCUGCAUGAUCGCACAGCAAGUCUCGGCGACGAGUAUCGCAACCGCAUAUGCGAUGGAGUGCUUCGACCGGAUAUCCGGAGAACUCGUCAUCGUUCUCGCCAUUUGUUCCUCCUGCAUCAACUUCGCCAUUUCCUUCUCGGUGCAGCAUUUCAUCGAUGCAACGAAUUACGGCUGGACGCUUACAUUCUUUGGUAUCUGGGUGCUUUUGUCCAUGCUUAUGGCCGGGCCGAUGUUGAUCUGGGGGAAGAGCUGGAGACGGAGGUGUAAGGGGCGUUAUGAGACAUUCCUUGCUGAGACUGGACGCUCGGUUUCGUAA
Messenger RNA from Aspergillus fischeri NRRL 181, 1635 nucleotides. RefSeq names its product putative MFS transporter. Gene Ontology annotation, biological process: transmembrane transport. Gene Ontology annotation, molecular function: transmembrane transporter activity. Bases 1 to 1635 code for a protein of 544 amino acids. The transcript is spliced from 7 exons. Lineage: Eukaryota; Fungi; Ascomycota; Eurotiomycetes; Eurotiales; Aspergillaceae. The record is from RefSeq and is a predicted model, not a curated record.